ACCGACCCCCAACAACAUACACAAUGACCUAUCCAUACCCAUACCCCUCCACCCCCACCCCCUCGGGAGUCACCUCAUCACCAACCUUCACCACCCCGCUCACCCAAAACACCGCCCCAGUCAUCAAACACCGCUGCCUCUUCACGCACGACACGCGCCGCAAGGCCAAGCGCUGGCAGGACGGCUACCUGCGCUACCACACCUUCAACAAACGCGUCAUGGCCUACGACACCAGCGGCAACUUCAUCGGGGAUCUGCACUGGCGCCAGGACGCGGCCGUGCAGGAGGGCGACGAGCUCGAGCUGGAUCGCGGCGUGUUGGUGCAGGUCUGUGAGGCUGUUGGGCGGUCGGAGACGGAUUUGGGGGCCGUUCUUGGGGGGAGUUCUCAUGGGUCUGCGGGCGGGGGAGUCGGGGGGAAUGGGGUCGGGAAGAGGGGGGUUGGUGCUGCUGGUGCUGCUGGGAGUACGCAGGGUUCGUUCGCGGGGUCGCCUUUGAGAAUGUCUGGGUUGGCGGGGUCGCAGCCGCAGCCGCAGCAGUCUCUGCGUUCUUUGAAUGAUCUGCUGGGGAUUAGGAAGACGACACCAGCUCUGGGGGGAACAGGCUUGGGCUCGGGGACGGGGACUUCAGGGUUGGCUGCGACGCGGAUUAUGCAGGGUCCGGAUCGCGGGGGCGAAGAGUUGUCGGCUGUGCGCGCUGCGAAACGGCAGAGGGUUGAUAGUUUGGGUGCGGAUUCGGUGGGAGGAAGAUCAUUUACGCACCAGCACCAGCACCAGCACCAGCACCAGCAGGUCCCUUCUCGUCGUGUACUGCCUCAGCCGGUUCAGCCUCGACCGCGGCCGGCGGUCGUUGACCUGACGGGUUCGUCUACUGUGCCAGUGUCGAAUUCAGCUGCUACCGCUACCGCUACCUACACAAGGCCACAGAGCCACGAUCUUGGACGACAAAGGGCCGACUCGAGGACAAGUGUGCAAGCUGCUAUUGCGAAGAGCAUGUCUCGCGGGGAGGGGAGUACUAUUCCUCCACAGCGACAAGUGUCGCGCAAAGAAAACAGCACUCUACACCGGCAACAGACAUCCCGCAAAGAGAGCAGCAAUCCUCCUCCACAAUCACAAGCAACCCGCAAAGAGAGGGGCAAUUCUCCAGAGCUACCGUCGUCACGCAAAGAAAGCAACUCCACGCCAGAAGAACCACCCGUCCUUCUUCGACUCUCUACCAGCAAACCCCGCAAGAAACUGAUGUACUCAGCCUUACUCCCCGGUGGCGGCGGACAACUCGCCAAACCAGCUUCAUUAGCAUCAGCAUCAGCUCCAGCGCCAGCGCCAGCUCCAGCGCCAGCUCCACCCAGAACCAACAACAAAAACCCUGCACCCCCUGCACCCCCCGCACAACCACCUACAACCACCACUCCCCCCAAACCCCACGACUUCACCCCCUCAACCUCAACCCAAACCAUCCUCAACGACCUAAUCAACGCACCACCACGCAUCCCACCCCUCCCAAGAAAUCACACAGCUCCGAAACCAAACCCAAGACCAAACAUAACGCACACCAGCCUCCGCAAAUCCUACUCCGACCCCACCGCCCUAACCACCGCCCACAGACCCAACACUUCCUUCACCAGCGCAAUCCCGCCAGACCCCGCCGACCCCGCCGACCCCUUCGACCAAGGGCCCUGGACCCGCGAGGCUCUGGAUCUCUUUGAUUUCUGGCCCGCGGGGCGGGCGAAGCCUGUUUAG
Molecule: messenger RNA, 1736 nt
Organism: Aspergillus uvarum CBS 121591
Lineage: Eukaryota; Fungi; Ascomycota; Eurotiomycetes; Eurotiales; Aspergillaceae
Product: DNA helicase ZGRF1-like domain-containing protein
Exons: 1
Coding region: 24-1736 (570 amino acids)
Biological process (GO): double-strand break repair
Cellular component (GO): site of double-strand break; nucleus
Source: RefSeq, a predicted model, not a curated record